This is a messenger RNA of Neofelis nebulosa (Clouded leopard), 444 nucleotides long. It is a transcript of the gene NDUFA3, whose product is annotated as NADH:ubiquinone oxidoreductase subunit A3. The transcript has 4 exons. Gene Ontology annotation, cellular component: mitochondrial inner membrane. Bases 16 to 384 code for a protein of 122 amino acids. The record is from RefSeq and is a predicted model, not a curated record. Lineage: Eukaryota; Metazoa; Chordata; Mammalia; Carnivora; Felidae.
AGCUGCUCUUUGCCAAUGCGCACGCGCAGAUUCAGCGAAGCCCCCGGCGCAGGGACCACAACUCCCAGAGCGCUCCGCGCUCUUGUCGCCGCCGCAACCAAGAUGGCCGGGAGGGUGACCCUCCUCGCCCCCGCUCCAGGACUCACCGCCUUCCUCAAGGAUGUCUGGGCCAAGGAGCCGGUGCUGGUCGCGUCCUUCACCAUCGCGGGCCUCGCUGUAAUUCUGCCCACCAUCAGCCCCUUCACCAAAUAUGCCACCAUGAUCAACCAGGCCACGCCCUACAACUAUCCAGUGCCCCUCCGAGAUGAUGGGAACAUGCCUGACGUGCCCAGCCACCCCCAGGACCCUGAGGGUCCAAGCUUGGAGUGGCUGAAGAAACUGUGAGCACCUCCGGUGACAUGGAGGAGGCCCCCUCCCCUGUGGCCAAUAAAAUGUGAAAAGCGA